CUUAGCAGCAAGAUAUAAGAGCUUUGGUCACGAGAAAUGGAGGGAAUAGAACACACAAGAGUGGAAGUGAAUGGCAUCAACAUGCAUGUUGCAGUGAAAGGGCAAGGCCCGGUCGUGCUCUUCCUCCACGGCUUCCCAGAGCUCUGGUACUCCUGGCGCCACCAGAUUCUCGCUCUCAGUCACAAAGGGUACCGCUGCGUGGCCCCCGAUCUCCGCGGCUUUGGCGACACCGAUGCUCCUGCUUCCGUGGACAGCUAUAAUUGUGUCCACGUUGUGAGUGACCUUGUUGCACUUAUUCAGUCUCUUCAAGUCGAGAAAGUGUUCUUAGUGGCUCAUGAUUGGGGUGCAAUCAUCGGUUGGUACCUCUGCUUGUUUCGUCCUGAACUAGUCAAAGCUUAUGUAUGCCUCAGUGUACCUUUCUUCCGAAGAAACCCCACUGUUCCCACCGUUGACUCCAUGCGUGCUCUCUAUGGAGAUGACUACUAUAUAUGCAGAUUUCAGGAAGAAGGGAAAGUGGAAGCUGAUAUGGCUCAAGUUGGGGCUGAGUAUGCCAUCAAGAACAUGCUUACAAAUCGCAGGAAAGGUCCUCCAAUAUUCCCUAAGGGAGAGUAUGGAACCGCUUUCAAUCCUGAUAUGAAACAAGACUUGCCUUCCUGGCUCACUCAACAAGAUCUUGCUUAUUUUGUCUCCAAAUUCGAAAAGACAGGUUUCACCGGAGGAUUGAAUUACUAUAGGAAUUUUAACAAGAACUGGGAGCUGACGGCACCAUGGAGUGGAGCGAAGAUCAAAGUGCCGGUGAAAUUCAUAGCAGGUGAGUUGGACUCGGUAUACACAUCGUUAGGGAUGGAAGAUUAUAUUGAGAGUGGAGGUUUCAAGGAAGAUGUGCCAGGCUUGGAGGAAGUCAUUAUUCAACCAGGAGUAGCUCACUUCAACAAUCAGGAGACGCCACAUGAUAUCACUAAUCACAUUUACAACUUCAUUACCAAGUUCUGAUUCUACUUAAUUAUUACCCACUACUAUUUGGUUCUGUUUUAGCGUUUUACCAUAGGAAGCCAUAUAUAUAAGAAUAAGGCUACUCGUCCUACCUGCUCUCUGGAAUGUAUAUCUCUCUUUAAUUUUCACUUCUAUAUCUUAUCCUAGAAUUUGCUUUUAAAGUCCUCUUAAACUGAAUAAUGAACCUAUUUUUCA
Arachis stenosperma is the source of this 1188-nucleotide messenger RNA. RefSeq lists its product as uncharacterized. Gene Ontology annotation, molecular function: hydrolase activity. The record is from RefSeq and is a predicted model, not a curated record. The transcript has 3 exons. Lineage: Eukaryota; Viridiplantae; Streptophyta; Magnoliopsida; Fabales; Fabaceae. Bases 37 to 993 code for a protein of 318 amino acids.